Messenger RNA from Zalophus californianus (California sea lion), 228 nucleotides. Its product is annotated as 60S ribosomal protein L39. The coding region runs from base 58 to 213 and encodes 51 amino acids. The transcript has a single exon. NCBI's taxonomy places the organism in Eukaryota, Metazoa, Chordata, Mammalia, Carnivora, Otariidae. Gene Ontology annotation, molecular function: structural constituent of ribosome. Gene Ontology annotation, cellular component: ribosome; cytosolic large ribosomal subunit. The record is from RefSeq and is a predicted model, not a curated record. Gene Ontology annotation, biological process: translation.
UUCCUCCUCUCUCUUUUUCGCCGCCAUCCUGCUCUGCGUGGCUGGCUGCUUCUCGCCAUGUCUUCUCACAAGACUUUCAGAAUCAAGCGAUUCCUGGCCAAGAAACAAAAGCAGAAUCGUCCCAUUCCCCAGUGGAUUCGGAUGAAAACUGGUAAUAAGAUCAGGUACAACUCCAAAAGGAGGCACUGGAGAAGAACCAAGCUGGGUCUGUAAGGUGUCACACAUCAU